UGUCAGUUAACCUUGUGAGCUGUAAUGGAGCCGAAUUUUGUAACGUUACCUUUGUUAAAUGUUGCUGUUGUCCCUGGCUUCAUAUGAGUAGAGGAAAAGUCUGCUAGCUCCUAGGCUAAUUUAUGCAAUGUAAAAUGCCAUAGGCUUGUGCUAAUAAUGUUAGCAUGUUGUAUUUGUGGGGAAAAUGUGUCCAGAUAAAGACAAGUGUUUGUCUGUGAAUGCUGCAAGUUAUAGUGAAGCUGAUUUGAAAUUGUCUCUAUUAAGCCAUAUUUAAUGUGUGUUUAAUGUGUUUAACACAUGUAACAGAGAACAUAUAAUUGUUUUUAUUUUACACUCAUUUAUCAAGUUAGUCGACAAUAAAACAGUUUUUAGCGUCAUAGUAUUUGUAAACUUGAUAUCAUUAUUAUGAUGUAGUAGUUGUACAGUGAAUUCAGUUUCAUGUAUUUUAUCUGUUUUACACGGGGCAGUGAGUGAAUCGAUGGACAGAAAAGACACCAACUAACUGAUGCAGAAUUAGUGUCCGUGGCCAUCUUAGAAAGAAUUAGGGCUCUUGGUCUAUUCUUACGCUGCCCUACGUGCCUUCAACGUCAUCGCACCCGGAAGUGACAGUCGGAAGGUGAAGCGGUGAGGGUAAACAUGGCUCGCAGUUUGCUGUGCAGAGCUGUCGGUGUGUUUGAGCUCAGCAGGACUUCAGCUCUGCUCACACGGACCCGGUUUUACUCUCAGACUGAACCGGAGCCGCUGACGGUGAGACAGCAAGACAACGGAAUAAGGAGAAUAAUACUGAACAAUCCCAAGAAGAGGAAUGCUCUGUCUCUGUCCAUGCUGGAGUCGCUCAGAGAAAACAUCCUGACUGACGUCGACAGCGAUGACCUCAGAGUUGUUAUCAUAUCAGCCAGAGGUCCAGUGUUUUCCUCAGGACACGACCUGAAGGAGCUGACGUCAGCUCAGGGCAGAGAUUAUCACACCAAGGUGUUUCACACCUGUGCAGAGGUAAUGACUCUGAUACAAGAUAUACCUGUCCCAGUGAUCGCCAUGGUGAACGGUGUUGCCACUGCGGCUGGUUGCCAGCUUGUUGCCAGCUGUGACAUUGCCGUGGUGACAGAGAAGUCCACCUUCGCUACUCCGGGUGUCACCGUGGGUCUGUUCUGUUCAACGCCGGCAGUGGCCAUCGGCAGAGCCGUGCCGAGGAAGGUUGCCAUGGAGAUGCUGUUCACAGGAACUCCCAUCUCCGCCCAUGAUGCUUUGCUGCAUGGUCUGGUCAGUAAGGUGGUGCCAGAGGAACGACUGGAAGAGGAGACAUUAGCCAUCGCUGAGCGGGUGUGUCAGGCGAGCCGACCUGUUGUUGCCCUUGGCAAGGCCACUUUCCAAAGACAAAUGGCUCAAGGUCGAGAUGCAGCGUACGCCACCGCCUCCAAGGUGAUGGUUGAUAACCUGGCUCUUAGAGACGGACAGGAGGGGAUCCGAGCCUUCAUAGAGAAACGCAAACCAGUGUGGAGCAAUAAAGCGGAAAAAGCCCAUGACUGAUGGACUGUUGGAGAGGUUGUCAUCACAGGAGACAGUGAUUAUCCUGACUGGUACAAGUGGUCAGUCACUGGUGUGGAAUAAUUAGCACCAGUCCCAAGUAAACUCACGGUCUGUGCUACUUUUAAAAUGCGGAUGUGUAAUUUGCAAGAUCACAAUGAUUGACGUUUGAAUUGUUGACUUCAUUUUCCCUGAGGAUAUCUUCCUUUUCACUGAGACUAAAGACGAGUAACUGAACCAGUGUGCCUUAAAAGCUGCAGUGUGGUGAUGAGAAGGAAAUGUUCUGUUACCACCCAGAGGACUCGAGAUGUUUAAUGACAUAAUGGACAAAGAAUGCUGCUAUCUGUAUUUGUAUAAUUGUAUAAUUGUAAAUGUAAUAAAUAGGGUUACAAAUUUGUAGAAGUUA
Molecule: messenger RNA, 1930 nt
Organism: Epinephelus fuscoguttatus (brown-marbled grouper)
Lineage: Eukaryota; Metazoa; Chordata; Actinopteri; Perciformes; Serranidae
Gene: echdc3
Product: enoyl CoA hydratase domain containing 3
Exons: 7
Coding region: 637-1527 (296 amino acids)
Cellular component (GO): mitochondrion
Molecular function (GO): hydro-lyase activity
Source: RefSeq, a predicted model, not a curated record